Molecule: messenger RNA, 2082 nt
Organism: Beauveria bassiana ARSEF 2860
Lineage: Eukaryota; Fungi; Ascomycota; Sordariomycetes; Hypocreales; Cordycipitaceae
Product: hexose transporter
Exons: 3
Coding region: 1-2082 (693 amino acids)
Biological process (GO): transmembrane transport
Cellular component (GO): membrane
Molecular function (GO): myo-inositol:proton symporter activity
Source: RefSeq, a predicted model, not a curated record
AUGUCGACCGGUACCCACCUUCCACGCGACGACGCUUCCCCGGGCACACGCCGCGACAUACGCAGAGGCAUUGUCGCGACGCCGGUGGAAGCGCUGGACAUUGCACAGGUGACAACCUCAACCUCUCAACAUCGCCAUGCAUCGUCAUCCUUGGCCGGGCAAGAAGCCGGCUACUCGAAAUCGAACCCCUCACGGAUAAAUUUCAAUGCCAACAUUGAGGCCAAAAUCAAGAACCCCCUCGUCGGUGUCCCGCGCCAUACCCUCCUCGGCGAUGUCGACGAAUUCUGCCGCGCCAAGGGCCUCGACGAGCACCGCGCCCUCCUCCGCAAGGGCGCGCUCGUCGCCCAGGAUCCCACAGGCUACGAAGACAUUACCGGCGACGAGGCCCUGACGCAGGCUGAGGUCGACGCCCUGCGCAACGAGGUCCUGCACAAGUGGCGCGUGCCCCGCGUCCUCUUUCUCACCAUUGUCACCUGCUCUAUCGGCGCCGCCGUCCAGGGCUGGGACCAGACGGGCUCCAACGGGGCUAACCUGCACCUGCCCAUCGCCCUGGGCAUCGGUGGCGCCUCGACGGCCGACCAGCUGCGCGUCGGCCUCGUCAACUCGGCCCCCUACAUCGGCACCGCUCUGCUCGGCUGCUGGCUCUCGGACCCCAUCAACGACUGGAUCGGCCGCCGUGGCACAAUCUUCUUCGCUGCCAACUUUUGCCUUUGGCCCGUCCUCGCCAGCGCCUUUUGUCGCACCUGGGAGCAGCUCGUUGUUUGCCGCCUGCUGCUGGGCAUCGGCAUGGGCACAAAAGCCUCCACCGUUCCCAUCUUUGCCGCCGAGAACUCGCCCGCCUCGAUCCGCGGUGCCCUCGUCAUGAGCUGGCAAGUCUGGACCGCCUUUGGCAUCUUCCUCGGCACCUGCGCCAACCUCAUCGGCGAGCGCAUCGGCCGCGAUGCCUGGCGCUACCAGCUUGGCGCCGCCUUCAUCCCUGCCGUCCCCCUCGCCGUGCUGAUCUACAUGUGUCCCGAGUCGCCUCGCUGGUACAUUAAAAAGAACCGCUACGCCGACGCCCUGCAGUCGCUGCUGCGUCUGCGCAACGACCCCGUCCAGGCCGCCCGCGACCUCUACUACAUCCAUGUCCAGCUACAAGUUGAGCGCGACUUUGUCGGCAACACUCACUACGUUAAGCGCUUUAUUGAACUCUUUACCCUUCCUCGCGUGCGGCGCGCCACCCUUGCCGCGUUCACGGUGAUGCUGGCGCAGCAAAUGUGCGGCAUUAACAUCAUCGCCUUUUACUCCUCGUCGGUAUUCCAGCACGCCGGUGCCUCCAACUUCCAGGCCCUGCUCGCGACAUGGGGCUUUGGUCUCAUUAACUUUUUAUUCGCUUUUCCUGCCAUUUGGACUAUUGACACUUUUGGCCGGCGCUCGCUGCUGCUCUUUACCUUUCCGCAAAUGUCGUGGACGCUCCUCGCCGCCGGCCUGUGCAACCUCAUCCCGGGUCACAAGGGUGCGCACCUUGGCCUCGUUGCCCUCUUUGUCUACCUCUUUGCUGCCUUUUACUCCCCGGGGGAAGGUCCGGUGCCCUACACCUACUCUGCCGAGGUCUUUCCGCUGUCGCAUCGCGAGGUCGGCAUGGCCUUUGCCGUGGCAACGUGCCUCUUCUGGGCUGCCGUGCUGUCCAUAACGCUGCCCGUGAUGCUGGCGUCGAUGGGCGUCAUGGGCGUCUUUGGCUUUUACGCAGGACUCAACAUUGUCGCGCUCGUCAUGAUCUUUCUCUGGGUGCCCGAGACGAAGCAGCGGACGCUCGAGGAGCUCGACUACAUCUUUGCGGUGCCCACACGCGUCUUUAUGCGCUACCAGGUGACGAAGACGCUGCCGUGGUGGUACCGGCGCUACCUGCUGAGGGACAAAUGUGCGUUUCUGGAUCCGCUGUACCAGCUCGACCUCGAGGACCAUCACGCUGCGGAUGGUGCGGACAAUCCGUCAGAGAAUGACAAGGCCAAGGUUGAAUUGAAGGAGAUGGUCGGCUUCACAACGGGAAUCGAUCCUCGAAACGGAGAAGAAUCGUCCGUGUCGUCGGAUAUCAUACAUUGA